ACAGGAACGGCUCAUUAUCAGAAGCAGGAAGUCAAAUGUUCAUUUCAGGUUCUGUCUUUUACUCACUCUGUCGGUCACAUGGCUCUUCCUCCGAUGCUCUUUGGUGUAUUACUUUACAUUGCAGGAACUCUGAGCAUGAAGACAUUAGAUCAUGUAACUGUCAGAGAAGGAGAAACUGUUACAAUCCCGUGUCUGUAUGACAGUCAGUAUAAACUGAACCCAAAAUACUGGUGUAGAGGGUCUUGGAUUUCUUGCACAAUCACAGCCCGUGCAAACGAUACAGGGAAAUGGACAAUAUCUGAUUAUCCAGCAACAGAAUAUUUUUACUGUGAAACUCAGCAAUUCUAACAUCCUCAGACU
Messenger RNA from Megalobrama amblycephala (Wuchang bream), 360 nucleotides. It is a transcript of the gene pigrl4.2, whose product is annotated as polymeric immunoglobulin receptor-like 4.2. The record is from RefSeq and is a predicted model, not a curated record. The transcript is spliced from 2 exons. The coding region runs from base 79 to 348 and encodes 89 amino acids. Lineage: Eukaryota; Metazoa; Chordata; Actinopteri; Cypriniformes; Xenocyprididae.